AUGUAUAGACCAGGGGAAACAGUCAAACGUCGACUCAACAUGCACGCUCCUCCUCGGAUAAGAAGCGUGGAGGUUGCUAGGGGAAGAGCAGGUUAUGGGUUUACCCUUUCUGGACAAGCUCCUUGUGUUCUUAGUUGUGUUAUGAAAGGAAGCCCUGCAGAUUAUGUUGGACUUAAAGCAGGAGAUCAGAUAUUUGCAGUUAAUGAAAUCAAUGUGAAAAAAGCCUCUCAUGAAGAUGUAGUGAAACUUAUAGGAAAAUGUUCUGGAGUCCUGCACAUGGUCAUUGCUGAAGGGAUUAGUCAUAUAGAUUCAUGUUCAAGUGAUGAAGAAGUUGGUUUUUAUGAUGGAAAGGGGUGGCUGAAACCCAAACCUGACUCUAAAGCUCUGGGUAUAAACCGAGCAGAGAAAGUUGUUGAAGAAAUGCAGUCUGGUGGCAUUUUCAACAUGAUCUUUGAGAAUCCUACUCUUUGUGCUGGUUGCUUAGAUAAUUCCACACCAAAACAAAGAUCUUUUUCGGAUUCUGCUGCUAUUAAAUGUGAAACUGGAAAUGAAAGUGCAAGCAAUCCAAACCUACUGUCAAAGGAAGAAAUAUCCAAAGUCCUGAAUGAUGAUUCGGUUUUUAGAAUUGGACUGGAGAGUGCAGAAGACUUUGCAUUAGAUGCAAGCAUUUUAAAUGUUGCCAUGAUUGUAGGUUACCUAGGCUCCAUUGAACUGCCUUCAACAACCUCAAAUUUGGAAAAUGAGAGUUUGCAGGCUAUUCGUGGAUGCAUGAGACGUCUGCGGGCAGAACAAAAAAUCCAUUCACUAGUGAUGAUGAAGAUAAUGCAUGACUGUAUUCAGCUCUGCAGUGACAAAUCAGGUGUAGUGGCAGAAUAUCCUGCAGAGAAACUGGCAUUCAGUGCUGUUUGCCCGGAUGAUAGAAGAUUCUUUGGACUAGUUACAAUGCAGACAAAUGAUGAUGCAAGCUUGGCUCAGGAAGAUGAAGGGGUUCUGAGGACAUCUUGCCAUGUUUUUAUGGUGGAUCCUGAAUUAUUUCAUCAUAAAAUUCACCAGGGCAUAGCAAGACGUUUUGGACUGGAAUGUACAGCAGAUCCGGAUACAAAUGGCUGUCUAGAGUUUCCAACAUCAUCUCUACCUGUUCUUCAGUUUAUUUCUGUCCUGUAUAGGGAUAUGGGGGAAUUGAUUGAGGGAAUGCGUGCGAGGGCUUUUCUUGAUGGUGAUGCAGAUGCUCAUCAGAAUAAUAGUACAAGCAGUAACAGUGAUAGUGGAAUUGGAAAUUUUAACCAAGAAGAAAAGAAUAAUAGAGUUCUGGUGGUUGAUUUAGGGAGCAAUCCGAGUAAACACAUUCCUAACAGCAUAUGGGAAAAUCCAGUAGGAAGGGGGCAAAAUCAGCCUGCUUCCCAUUGGAAUGGCUUCUGCCAUGAACAGGAAGGAAACAUUCCUUUAGAAGUAAUGCAGAAUGAUAAGUCCCAAAAUGUAAGCAAACACUUAAGUCCUUCUGCUCGUAUUGAAGUUCCACUGGUUUCCUCUCGAAAUUCAGUACCCCCAUCAAAGAAAAACGCUGCAGGCAUAGGCAAUCAAAGAUGGUUGCCUGUGCAUGUUUUGCAAGAAUGGCAGCAUGGAAAUGCUAGUGACCAGGAAUCGUACACUGAUUCUACGGACGGCUGGUCAAGUGUUAACUGUGGAACUCUUCCCCCACCAAUGAAUAAGAUUCCAGCAGACAGAUACAGAGUCGAUGGCAGCUUUGGUCAGCCGCAGUUAAAAUCUCAUAAAAAUGAAUGGUCUAAGAAGAUGCUUUGCAUGCAGAACAAAUUUGGCCCUCCGCACAGUAUUAAGAAGUCUAAAGAAGAUAAAAAGGGUGCAAAAUUUGGACAUCCAGUGGGAUUAAAUCAGGCUCCUCCCCCGCGUUCUUCUGUGCGAAGAUCAUUUGGAAGAUCUAAGCGAUUUAGUAUUACUCGUUCUCUGGAUGACCUUGAGUCAGCAACUGUUUCUGAUGGAGAGCUGAAUAGUACUGAAUUAAAAGACUGCAUCAGUGAAAAUAGCCUCAGUAGCAAUGCUAGUCUUCCCAGUGUACAGAGCUGCCGACGUCUUCGAGAAAGAAGAGUUGCAAGCUGGGCUGUUUCAUUUGAGCGUCUUCUUCAGGAUCCUGUUGGCGUUAAAUAUUUUUCAGAAGUCAUCCAGGAAGUGAGAGACCUGAUUGCAAGUUCCCUCCUUGAGUGGUUCAAACCAACAUCUCCACCUUCCCAGCCAUGUGUGAGAACUGCAAAGCUACAUAAUGUUCCAACUGGGGCACCACUCCGUCUUCCUGAUGAAGCUGAAUUCUUGUGCAGCCAGCUGUGCCAAAUCACAUGGCCAGAAAGAGAGCAAGCAGGAGAUUGA
Fulmarus glacialis (Northern fulmar) is the source of this 2379-nucleotide messenger RNA. Its product is annotated as regulator of G-protein signaling 12-like. The record is from RefSeq and is a predicted model, not a curated record. NCBI's taxonomy places the organism in Eukaryota, Metazoa, Chordata, Aves, Procellariiformes, Procellariidae. The transcript is spliced from 5 exons. Gene Ontology annotation, molecular function: GTPase activator activity; protein binding. The coding region runs from base 1 to 2379 and encodes 792 amino acids.